Molecule: messenger RNA, 246 nt
Organism: Didymodactylos carnosus
Lineage: Eukaryota; Metazoa; Rotifera; Eurotatoria; Philodinida; Philodinidae
Source: the annotation of a GenBank genome assembly
UUCUACAGUCUAGCUCGAGACAAACGAUAUUGGAAAAUUGAUCCCGAUUUAUUCUAUCCUGAACGUUUUCAAAAUGAAGAUAAAGAUCAUCAACCUUAUGGAUUAAAUGCAGGUGAAAAUGGUCAAUGUGGAAAGAAUUUAUUGAAACGUGUUGAUGGACGAUUGGUGAAUUUAGAUGGAAAAUCUUCAGUACAGAUGGAACCUGGCGUAAGUCAUCUCAAAAUUGAAUAUCAAAGAAAUGAAUGA